This is a messenger RNA of Capra hircus (goat), 2118 nucleotides long. RefSeq names its product double C2 domain alpha (gene DOC2A). The record is from RefSeq and is a predicted model, not a curated record. The coding region runs from base 202 to 1407 and encodes 401 amino acids. Lineage: Eukaryota; Metazoa; Chordata; Mammalia; Artiodactyla; Bovidae. Gene Ontology annotation, cellular component: membrane. The transcript is spliced from 11 exons.
UCCCCGCACUUUCUCCGGCUCUCCCUCCCGCUCGGCUCAGACUGCCGGACUCGGCGCUCUUCUCGCCGGCCGCCCUGGGAAUCGCCGGCCGCCACCGCCCAGCCCGCACCCGCUGGCCCCCCAGUGCUUGGGCACCUGUUGGAGGCGCACAGAUAGGUGCUGGGGGCUGGUUUCCCGGGGACGAGAGGCUAGGGGUGCUUCAUGAGGGGCCGCAGGGGCGACCGCAUGGCCAUCAACAUCCAGGAGCACAUGGCCAUCAACGUGUGCCCGGGGCCCAUCCGGCCCAUCCGCCAGAUCUCUGACUACUUCCCCCGCCGGGGACCUGGCCUCGAAGUGGGUGGCGGGGGCUUCGGAGAGGCCCCUGCUCAUCUGGCCCCCCUGGCCCUGGCCCCCCCGGCGGCCCUCCUUGGGGCCACCACUCCUGAGGAGGGAGCCGAGGUGGACAGCUACGACUCGGAUGAUACCACUGCCCUGGGCACGCUGGAGUUUGACCUUCUCUACGACCAGGCUUCCUGCACUCUGCACUGUAGUAUCCUCAGGGCUAAGGGCCUCAAGCCCAUGGAUUUCAAUGGCCUGGCCGACCCGUAUGUCAAGCUGCACCUGCUGCCUGGAGCCUGCAAGGCCAAUAAACUAAAAACUAAGACUCAGAGGAACACGCUGAAUCCCGUGUGGAAUGAGGACCUGACGUAUAGCGGGAUCACGGUUGAUGACAUCACGCACAAGGUGCUCAGGAUCUCUGUCUGUGAUGAAGACAAGCUAAGCCACAACGAGUUCAUCGGGGAGAUCCGAGUACCCCUCCGCCGCCUCAAGCCUUCACAGAAGAAGCAUUUUAACAUCUGCCUGGAGCGCCAGGUUCCGCUGGCCUCACCCUCUUCCGUGUCUGCGGCGCUGAGGGGCAUCUCCUGUUACCUGAAGGAGCUGGAACAGGUAGAGCAGGGGCCGGGGCUGCUGGAAGAGCGUGGGCGCAUCCUGCUGAGCCUCAGCUACAGCUCUCGGCGCCACGGGCUGCUGGUGGGCAUCGUGCGCUGCGCCCACCUGGCUGCCAUGGACGUCAAUGGCUACUCCGACCCCUAUGUCAAGACGUACCUGAGGCCAGAUGUGGAUAAGAAAUCCAAGCAUAAAACAUGCGUGAAGAAGAAGACUCUCAACCCGGAAUUUAAUGAGGAGUUCUUCUACGAUAUGGAGCUCUCCACUCUGGCCACCAAGACUCUGGAAGUCACAGUCUGGGACUAUGACAUCGGCAAAUCCAACGACUUCAUCGGUGGCGUGUCCCUGGGGCCAGGCGCCCGGGGAGAGGCCCGGAAGCACUGGAGCGACUGUCUGCAGCAGCCGGACACAGCCCUGGAGCGCUGGCACACUUUGACCAGCCAGCUGCCCCCCGCGGCCGGGGCUCUGCCCUCAGCCUGAGCGGCUCCAUUGGGGCCAGGUCCAGUACCCAACCUUCGCACGAGUGUGUUGCACGUUUACACAGGGUGGAUGCCUCACCCUGCACUACCUGUCUUAUUUCGUGAGAGUCUCCGUGACUGUGGGUCUGUCUUCUUGUGAGGGACUGUGGAGAUCUAUAUUCACAUAUGCAAACUUCCUUCUGCCUGACUCGCUACAACCUGCAGAUAUGCAAGCCACCCAUCCUAAGCACACCUGCGGGGGUGUCCAACAGAGCCCCAGGCCCGGCUGCUGCUUCUCUCUCCUGCCUCUCCAGGCUGCCCGUUCCCCUCCCCUAUAGGAGGAGGUCGGAUUAGGCGGGGUUUGGAGGAGAACGUUUCCAAAAAAAGAAAAGGACAAAAAACAAAGAGCCACUUCUUUAAUACACAAUCUUCAUUUAAAAACACACACACACACACACACACACACACACACACACCACACCCCACCCCCACAGCUGCCCUUUUAAGCGGGGGGGCCACCGCAGGGUCUCUGCCUCUCUGAGAGGUGACGGAUGGCCCUGGCCACUCCUUUAAAUAACUGUCCUCUGGAUCGGGCUGGGAUGUGAGGGCAGGACCCCUGCCCUCCCUGGAGAGGGCCCACCUUCUGGGGGACGUUCGUGCAUGUUUACGCCUUUUCUGAUUGUGUCCGUGGCCGCAGCAUGGCAACUGGGCGUCAAUAAACUUCUCUGAGGAA